UGUCCCGCUUGCACUGCGAGAGCGAGUCCUUCAAGAUGGACCUCAUCCUGGACGUGAACAUCCAGAUCUACCCCGUGGACCUUGGUGACAAGUUCCGCCUGGUCAUUGCCAGCACCUUGUAUGAAGACGGCACCCUGGACGACGGGGAGUACAACCCCACGGACGACAGGCCGUCCAGGGCAGACCAGUUUGAGUACGUGAUGUACGGCAAGGUGUACCGCAUCGAGGGCGACGAGACGUCCACCGAGGCAGCCACGCGCCUCUCUGCCUACGUGUCCUAUGGGGGGCUGCUCAUGCGGCUGCAGGGAGACGCGAACAAUCUGCAUGGGUUUGAGGUGGACUCCAGGGUUUACCUGCUGAUGAAGAAGUUGGCCUUCUAGAAGAGGAUGUCCUGUCUCCAUGGGCUGCCUCAGAGACGUUUUGCUGGCAAGUGAA
Messenger RNA from Tinamus guttatus (white-throated tinamou), 435 nucleotides. NCBI's taxonomy places the organism in Eukaryota, Metazoa, Chordata, Aves, Tinamiformes, Tinamidae. The record is from RefSeq and is a predicted model, not a curated record.